Molecule: messenger RNA, 3900 nt
Organism: Pantherophis guttatus
Lineage: Eukaryota; Metazoa; Chordata; Lepidosauria; Squamata; Colubridae
Cellular component (GO): membrane
Source: RefSeq, a predicted model, not a curated record
AUUUUUGCAUUCUACGAAGAGACUGACUAUUGUAUGUGAAGUUCCUUGGCUCUGUAUGCUUUUUGAAAAUUCACCAAAGGGGGCAAAAAUGAGUUUGAUAAGAAAUUUUACCAGUCUUUUUGAAGCUGAAAAGCGAUAAAGAUCAGAAGCAUUCUGGACAGACCUACUGAAUGGAAAACAUGGACUCCUGCAUUAGCACACUGGAGAUUGUUGUCUGCUCUAUUUUAAUUGCAUGCAGUGUGAUUGGAAAUCCAUUGCUGAUUUACUUCACAAAGAGAUGCUUCCAUGAUAAAUCACGAAUCCCAUUAAUACUUAUAGUCAACCUUGCGGUUAUCCACCUUCUAUAUAACCUGGUGGUGAAUGUCUUGAAGAUUGUUUAUGCAUCUGGCAUCACGUUGGAUUCAAAUAGGUGCAAAGUUCUUGUGUUCUUCACGAACUUGACUACUUCUCUUGCCAUAUGGUUCACAUUAUACAUUGUUGUGUUCUACAGUUUGAAAUUGUGUCGUCUGGUGCAUCCUCCAGCUGAAGCUACAACAACUGUAGAGUGUUGCAGGUGUCACUUAUUUAUAGUUGGUAUACUUUGGAUUGCCGCUUUUGCAUUUUGUUGCCCUUUUUCACUUUACACAGGAAAAAAUGAAGGGUAUAUGAAAAAUGAAUCAACGGGCAAUUUCAUCUAUACUAAAUGUAAGACUGAAUAUAAAAAUUACCAAGUAGAGUUUUUCUAUGGAAGAUUAUUUCUGGUGGCUAUUGAUCUUCUUCCACUUCUAACUAUGCUGCUUGUUGGAUUCCGAAUAAUACAACUCCUCUGCGAAUAUAAGAAAGCAGCAUAUGGAGGCAUAUGGGUUGGGCGUGAUGCUAGUGAAACUGAGGUUCUCAGAGCAUGUAAAUUUCUUCUGUUAUUAAUACCAGUUAUUAUUUCACUUUGGAUUUCUAAUUUUAUCCUAAUUAGGUGCCUGAAGAAUUUUAAAUUUAAAUACUUUGCACCACCUGUCCUGACAAUUCUAUCUUCAGGAUAUUCAGCUGUCAGCCCUUAUUUCCUCAUGUUGAUUAACUACAAAGUAAUAGUAAAAGUGAAGUGUUUCUGUUAUAAGGCUGAGAAGAAAACAGUUUCUUUAUCAACUGUAUCUACUUCCGUAGAUGUUUCUCCAUAUGCCUAGCAACCACAAUUUGGUUUUUUUAAAAAAAGAGUAUCUUUAAGUGUACAGGAAAGAUUAUGUGAGAAGGGGAACAAGGACUUGUUUGUAUCUACGGAUUAUCAUCUUCCCCUGUUCUCCCAUGGCUUCUGAAAACUACAGUGAGAAGAAUCGUUAUAUGGGCAAAUUAUUGGCUCUAGCAGCAAUGUUUAUUUUUAUGUAUUUAAAAAUAUGUAUUGUUUUUCUCUCUUUUUUAAAAAAAUACAAAACUGCUUACAAUUUUUAUUACGAGGCAGUAAUCAUAUUUUUAAAAAACAGCGGAGAAGAGCAAAAGACAAAACACCCAUAACCUUACUGCUCUAAAAACAUUCAAGAAUAUGGGUAUUUUAACAUGUCAAAAGGUUGAAAGUCUGGGAAGAGACUACAGAUUUCCAGAAUCUGAGCUUUAUUUUUUGAAACUGUUCAAUUUAAUACCAGCACUUUGAACUGUACCUAGAAACAGACUGGGAGAUGAAGCUGAUUUAUGGCAUUUGGAUGGCAGCAGCAAUUAACCAAAGACUGUACUUUGUGUAAGCUAUUGUUUUAGAAUGAUUUUCUUGCAACCCCACAAAACAUUGAAUUACAGUAGUGUUAAGACCAGGAGGAAAUGACAAUGUAGGUGCAGAUUCAAUUGAAAAACUGUCACUAUGUCAGAAACGAUUCAUACCUAGAACCACAACUGCAUAGUUGCCACACAAUAGAAAGGAAGAGUUGGCCAAUUCUUGGCCCUCUCAUUUAAGAAUGCCUAUAUUCUUGAAUAGUUAUGACUUUACAGGGCUUUUGUUUCAGAAAAAGAAUGAAGAAGCUAUAUGAGGAUCCCUGCAACUAAUGGCUAGAUGAGGAAAGGGAAUUAAUUAAAGAAAUGUAAAGUAGGUACUGUCUGCUCAGUGCUGGUUAAUAAUUAGCAUAGCUCAAUAAUAUCACUUUGGGCAUGUGCUAAUUGAUGGAAGUUGCAAAUACCGUUGUGUAACAUUUUUGCAACUAAAUUAUCACCUGGUAUCUGGCAUUUAAUUCAGACUUAGCGAUGCACUUUCUUGCUUUCCAUGGUAUUUACAUUUGUCAGGUAGCUUGUUGCUACUGGGUAAUCUGCAUUUGAGAUUGUUGCAAAAAUUAGCAGGAUGAUGUCCAUUAUAUUUUCGUAUCUGAAACAAGGCACACUUCUUGUAUAAAAUCAUGACUUCUGGCUAAAGUAUUUGGUUUCAUUUAUCUUUAAAAACUAAUAUGACCUUUUCUGAAAUCCUAAAUGGAUUUCUAUCUGUCUGUCGGUCUGCCAGCCUGUUACAUACCUACCAACCAUUAGACAAUGCCUUUAUUAGAACCAAACAAAAGGUCACAAAAAUAUAUAAGUAUGUUUUCAGUUAUCAAAAAAUUAUCAACUGUUAUAGUAUUUUGACCAAUUCUCAUAACAUAAUAAGAUUAUUUGUUAUGAGCUGGUACUAAUCUCUUCUAGGCUUUUUCUAGAGUAGGAGAGAAUCUACUAUCUUAGCAAUUUUUAUGCUAUGAAAUAGAAUCGAUCAAAAAGCUGCAAAAGUAUUUGCAGAGGUAAAUAUUGUAGAUAGUGUUGUUUGUAUAAAACAAUUAAAUAUUUAAUAUUUCAUUUUUUAAUUUUCAAAUUCAAAAUAUAUUUUUAAAUCACAAAUGUAGAUAAAAAAUUAAAAAUUAUUAAAAAAUAAUAAUGGACUGCCAUUUGCUUUUCAAAUAAGUUUUCACUAAAUGAUACAUUAUACAAGUAUCUUUCUAAUUUUGGUGACACUUCAUACAUAUCUGAGGCUAACUCUAGGUAUUCAAUAAAUCUUUAUAAUGACCUUCCAUGGGAAUAACUAUUGUGUUUGUCAUAAGGAACACAGGUUUUCAUAAAACAUGAGACUAGUUUGGAGACUGUUUUAAAGAAUGGAUGUACUGUGUUCAGAAUGUAUAUGAGUACUCAUUCUGGAUAUCUAUAUAUUUAAGAUACUCCAAGAGAAAUCACCACAAUGAUGAACUGUGCAUUACUUUGUAAAUUAAUUGUGCUGUAUAAAAAAAAUCACACGAGGUUCAAACUCUCUCUACCACAUCUUCUGUGAUAUUGACUUUCGUCUACUCUCUGCAGCCCAGAGAAUGGUAUCUGAAAGGUUGGCCAUUCCCUGGGAGUAUGACCAGUUUAACCUAUAUUAAUCAGUCUUACAUAUUGCUGGUUUUAAUUUUUGUUUUUCAUUGGCUGUUUUUAGUCCAUUUUAUAUUUGAUAAGGUUGGUUUUGGGUUGUCAUUUUCAUCAUGCUUUGCAUUUGCAUCCACACUAAAUAUAGUUUUGCUUACUGUCAUUUUUUAAAAUUUCGAUACUGUACUAUUUUGGUCAGUUAUAAAAUACCUUGAAAAGUUGGUUUUAUACAGUAUAUGUCCUAUAAAUAAAAAAUGCAUAGAUGAGAAAUAAACAUCUUUUUUUAUUAAAAGAAAAAUCUCCAUUUGCUUAACUGUAUCAGUUUGGUGUCAGAGGGUUUCUGAGGAUUCGAGUACUUUUGAUCUUACCUGAAAAAGUGCUUUGAAAUUGGGAUUAGACUUCUGAACACAAAACAUGUAGUUAUUACUGAAAUGCAGCUUUGUUUAUUCAGUUGAUUCUUCUUCCACAUCUUUACCUGAUAUGGUUCGUGAUACCAAUGCUAUGAGAUUAAAAUUGCCUACAUCUUUUAUUUUUCUUGCAUUAUAAUUGAGUAAAAAUAAAUGGAAAUUAAAAACAUGAUUGAGAUCUACA